Molecule: messenger RNA, 677 nt
Organism: Linum tenue
Lineage: Eukaryota; Viridiplantae; Streptophyta; Magnoliopsida; Malpighiales; Linaceae
Source: the annotation of a GenBank genome assembly
CUUGAAUUUGAAACCCUAAGCGGCGCCCCCAUCUUCUCUUUUCUUUCGUUUCUUUCUUUCCCUUCUCCUGGAAAUCCGAUCGACACCCGAAAAAAAGGAAAACGAAACCCUCGAGAUCCAACACCUCUUAUCUUUCGUAUUUUCUGGAAAUCGAGCAAAAAACGAAAAAGAAGCACCGAUUCACUCCGAUUUCUCUCUCCCUCGCUCUUCUAUAUCACGGCGGUGACGAUGACGACGGUGAAGCAGGGUUCAGCGGUCAGUUUUUGGUUGCAUGUUAACUUUUUUGUGCGAUUGUGAGCUGGUUGUUUUUAGGGUUCUAGCCCCUUUUUGUCUUUCUUUUGAUUUCUGGGUUUAAUGGCGAACGAGGGAAGAAGAAGAGGAGGAAGUCGGCGGUGACUAGAUCGAUGGGGAGAAAGAAGACUCCGGCCAGCGAGCUUCUCCGAUAUUUGUGCGAGAGGGGAAAAGUCGACUGUCGACCCUUUUUUGCUGUCCAUGGUUGGCUUCAAAAGAGAUGGAAGAAACAAGUAUUGAUUGUAAUUUUCUUAUUUGUAAUUUGUAUUAUGUUUGUAAUUGUAAUUAAGUAAUAAUUUUAAUAAUAAAUUCUUCUUUAUUAUUAUUAUACUUGUGUUGUGCCAAAAGCCGAGAUGGGAAGCCAAUAGAUCCUAUUAGAUCCACCG